AUGUCGAAAAAUCCAAGAUCUUAUCAAGUUAAGAAUCAGACUUUGCGAAAGCAAAUAAAAGCGCGUACACGAGAAAAUUUUAAAGCGACAUACAAAGAUACAGUGCAUCAUCUUCUGGAAGGAACUACAAGAAACCUUCCAUAUCAAUUAACCAUGACGGAUCUAGAAGAACUUCUAGAUCUCGGAAAAAGGGUCACAGGAACCAGCGAGAAAUUGCCUCGUCCUCAAAAUGCGUGGGUUCUAUAUCGAAAGUUCAUGGGUCCUCGCGUAAAUGUAACGGGAGAUACACUCUCUAAAACUACCAAAAUCGUGAGUGCGAGGUGGAAAAAUGAAUCAAAGGAGGUAAAAGAACUUUUUAAAUCUCUGGCGCAAACGAGCAAGCAAGCUCACAAGAUUGCGUUCCCAAACUACCGCUAUAACCCCGUCCACAAGAAAACCGGUAACAAAGGAACAUUCAAAUUGAGAAUGGAUAGCAGGGUGACCCAAUAUGCACUCAAUGGGACAACGCCCACAACAAAUAAUUCCAAUGAGAGUAAAUCGGUUGAUAUGGAGUUGUCUACUCCUAUAGUUCCUUCCCAACCAGAAGGAUCUUUAAUCCAAAACUCCAAUUCGAGUAUUACUAUUAAUAAUAAUUCUGAGUUAAAUCACCAAAUUAUUUAUGAUCAAGAUUGUAAUAUAUUUAAUGGACAAGUCCCUAAUAAUAAUAAUGAAUUUCAAUUAAAUCCAUUACAUUCUACAAUCCUUGCUGCACCCGAUCCAAAUUUAUUGGAGCUUAACGUUAAUGAUUCUGAUAGUUUGCAUUUAUUUCCCGAAGACUAUGUUUUCGAUUUCGCAGAAUUACUGCACUUUGAUGAUGAUUCAUUUUUCCCACAUUAUCCUUAA
Molecule: messenger RNA, 882 nt
Organism: Ambispora gerdemannii
Lineage: Eukaryota; Fungi; Glomeromycota; Glomeromycetes; Archaeosporales; Ambisporaceae
Source: the annotation of a GenBank genome assembly